Messenger RNA from Leucoraja erinaceus (little skate), 3948 nucleotides. It is a transcript of the gene lars2, whose product is annotated as leucyl-tRNA synthetase 2, mitochondrial. Gene Ontology annotation, cellular component: mitochondrion. Gene Ontology annotation, molecular function: leucine-tRNA ligase activity; aminoacyl-tRNA deacylase activity; ATP binding. The transcript is spliced from 21 exons. The record is from RefSeq and is a predicted model, not a curated record. NCBI's taxonomy places the organism in Eukaryota, Metazoa, Chordata, Chondrichthyes, Rajiformes, Rajidae. Gene Ontology annotation, biological process: leucyl-tRNA aminoacylation; mitochondrial translation. Bases 330 to 3041 code for a protein of 903 amino acids.
AAGCGGCACAAAACGGCACAAAACGCCACAAAACGCCACAAAACACCCGCUAAAACAUCAAAGAACAACGACCAAGAGAGGGAAUGUCAACUGUGAAAAGGAGAAUUGGUUAUUAAACCAGUUCUUGUGUUUUAUUUCACAGCAGCAAAUGGAUUUUUGUGGCCCCUGAGAUUUGAGUUGCUUAUUUAUUUCUCAUUGCCAACUCCCUCUCGCCUCCCCCAUAAUUGUCUUGCGUCCCAGCUAGUUCUUGGACUAUGAGUAGCGAUUCUGCUCCUCGCCAAAUCAACAAAAGGUCAGUGCUAAGGAAAGGCACCUGAUUUGUACAGAAGAUGAAGCGUGCCUCGUGGAUGCUGAAGCAUUCCACGUCCUGUUUGGAGAGACGUUUGUGUGGAUGGCAGAGUUUACUGAAACAAAAUGGAAGGCAAGCACUGGGAUGUAACAGAAAUAUUUACAGUGAAACAGGGACAUGGGAGAGAGAUUAUCGACCUGAAACACGGAAAAGUGUAGAGGAGUAUUGGCAUUCAAGAAUAAAGGAGCAAUUUCAAAUUAUUUCUGAAACUGAUAAAUCAAAGCCAAAGUGUUAUGUGCUUUCCAUGUUCCCAUAUCCUUCUGGGAAGCUCCACAUGGGGCAUGUUCGAGUGUACACCAUCAGUGACACAAUGGCCCACUUCCAGAGAAUGCGUGGAUUUCAGGUCUUGCAUCCAAUGGGAUGGGAUGCAUUUGGCUUGCCGGCAGAAAAUGCUGCAAUUGAGCGUGGCUUGGAUCCAGAAGAGUGGACAAAAAGUAACAUUGCACACAUGAAAGAGCAACUUCAUAGACUUGGUCUGUGCUUUGAUUGGAAUAAGGAAGUGACCACUUGCCAGUCUGACUAUUACAAGUGGACACAAUUCCUCUUUCUCAAGCUGUUUGUGGCUGGCAUGGCUUACCAAAAAGAAGGACUGGUCAACUGGGACCCAGUGGAUCAGACAGUGUUGGCAGAUGAGCAGGUCGAUGAAAAUGGCUGCUCCUGGCGCUCUGGAGCAAAGGUUGAACAAAAGUACCUCAAACAGUGGUUCAUCAGGACAACAAACUAUGCCAAGUCUUUGCUGGAUGCCCUGGAAGGCCUUCCUGAUUGGUACGGUGUCAAAGAAAUGCAAGCAAACUGGAUUGGUGCUUGUACUGGAUGCUAUUUUGACUUUGAGUUAAAGGUGAAUGGUGAAAAGGUUGGUGAAAAGCUUGCUGCAUAUGCCUUCGUUCCAGAGGCCGUUUAUGGAGCGUCCCAUCUAUCCAUCUUGCCUAGUCAUAGAUUGCUACAUAGCGACAGUAAGCUGAGACAUCUGCUUCAUGAGCAAUUCAUAUCUGAUACGGAUUGCCGAACUCCAGUGACUGCUGUAAACCUUUUAAAUGGUCAAGAAAUUCCUCUUAUAAUUUCAGCCAAGGAAGAGUUUGAAGAUCGUCUCGACACUGUCAUAGGUAUUCCAUGUGUAAAUCCAGAAGAUUCUGCAGUUGCACAAAAGUUGGAUCUGCAGUGGAGAGAGGUCUUUGAGACUUUACCUGAUGGUACAGAAAUAUUACGGAAUUCUGGUGAGUUCACAGGACUAGAUAGACGAUCUGCAAUUCAUGCCAUACUAAAGCAUGCAAGGGACCUUGGAAUUGGUGGCCAUUUUACGAGUACAAAAAUGCGUGACUGGUUGAUAUCCCGGCAACGUUACUGGGGGACGCCUAUUCCCAUCAUCCAUUGCCCGUCUUGCGGCACUGUGCCAGUUCCUUAUGAAGAACUUCCUGUACCUCUGCCCAAACUCAAGUCAUUUACAGCCAAAGGAACUUCCCCACUAUCUACAGCCUCCGAAUGGUUUAAUUGUACAUGUCCUAAGUGUAAGGGCGCUGCCAAACGAGAGACCGACACCAUGGAUACAUUUGUGGAUUCAGCCUGGUAUUACUACAGAUACACUGAUCCUCAUAACAGUCAGAAGCCCUUUGACACCUUAUUAGCGGACUUCUGGAUGCCUGUAGAUCUGUACAUUGGAGGGAAAGAGCACGCUGUCAUGCAUCUAUACUAUGCAAGAUUCAUAAGUCACUUCUGCAAUGAUCAAAACAUGGUCAAAUACAGGGAACCUUUCCAUAAACUCCUUGUUCAUGGACUUAUGAAGGGGAAGACAUAUCGAUUGCCAUCGAAUGGCCGGUAUCUGAAAAACGAAGAAAUAAGUUUCAGUGGCCCUGAUCCAGUCCAUGCUCAGACCUCUGAGAAACUCCAGAUCACCUGGGAAAAGAUGAGCAAAUCCAAAUAUAAUGGCGUUGAUCCAGCAAUAGUAGUCCAGCAGUAUGGAAUUGAUACCGUGCGCCUGUACAUUCUGUACGCUGCCCCUCCUGAGCAAGACAUUCUAUGGGACAUUAAAACGGAUGCCAUUCCUGGUGUCCUGAGGUGGCAAGUGCGGCUCUGGGCCCUGGUUACAAAGUUGAUUGAUGCUCGGAACGCUGGUGCACUGCCCUAUCCGGACCUACUUAAUGAAAAGGAGACAUCAGAAGCCAAAAGGAUGUGGCAGAGCAAAAACUACGCCAUUUCUCAAGUAACCAGCUACUUGACCAAGGAUUUCCUGCUGAACGCUGCAAUAUCUCGGCUAAUGGGUCUUACAAACACUUUAUCACAAGCUCCUCCUCGGGUAAUACUCCAUAGCAGGGAAUAUGAAGAGGCUCUAGUGGCCUUGUGCAUUAUGGUGGCUCCUAUGGCUCCACAUCUGGCAUCAGAGUUAUGGAAAGGUCUUUCCAGUGUUCAAAAUAAGUUUUCCACUCUCUGUCAAUGGAACACUGAUGUACUUCUUCAACAAUGGCCAAAGGUGGACCCAGUGUAUAUGCAGCAGCCAGACACUGUGCAGAUGAUAGUCAGGAUCAACAACAAGGUCUGUGGCUCGGUGAAUGUGCCCCAACAUGUGGUGAAGAAUGCAGAGCGGGUGCAAGAGCUGAUCCUUCAGAGUGAAUUAGGGAUCAGGCAGCUGCAGGGUCGCCCCAUCAAGAGAGCCAUCCUUUCUCCCAGGGCCACUCUCAUCAACUUUCUAGUGGAAUAAUAAACUUGUGAAUGCAACCUUCGUGACAGGUGUGAGUUAAGUCGUCACUUUAAACAUUGCUAGGAUAUCAAGAGGUGGACCCUCAAAUUACCAAGGUCGUUUUGAUGGUUUGUAUAUUGUUGCUAUCAGCUGCUUACUCCAGUCUGGAAACCUUCAGUAAAGGUGGGGACUUACAAGGCAGACAGAUGAUGCCUUAUCUCCUUGACGAAAUGCUGUCAAUAAUAAUGUUGAUCAUUCACUCUUGGCUGGAGUAUAGGACAUGUGAUAGAACACUGCUGCAAUGGACAGAAGACCGAAGUUCGAAAGUCAACAAUUACAGAUGCUCGAAAUCUGAAAUAAAAAAACAGAAAAGGGCUGGAUAAACACAGCAUAUCAGGAAGUGACAAUGGAGAGAGAAGCAACAUUACUGUUUCAGAUCAAUGAUUUUUUUCUGAGUAUAUUCUUUAUAUACAAAACUGAAGUUGUUGGUUUGUGUAAUCAAAGUGUUUUGGACAAAUAUUGUACAAUGUUAUAUGAUCUCCAAGUCAAAAUUCUCCACAUUUUAUGUUCCAUCCAUCGUCAAUUAUUUUGCAAACGCAAUGAAUUAACAUCAACCGAAACAAAGUCCCAGGAGUUUUUGUUUAAUGAUGAGAUAGAUAAUAAAAUAAGACGGGAAUUUUUAGAAGUAAUAAUGCACAAACAAGCCCAUUUUCCCCAUUCAAUGAAAAAAUAACAUGUGUGAUUAUUUGUGUAGGAAGGAACUGCAGAUGCUGGUUAAAAUAAACUGAUGAUAGACACAAAAAGCUGGAGUAACUCAGCAGUUCAGACUGCAUCUCUCCAAUUGGUUUUAAGUUUUAUGUAGCAGUGUUUUAUACAAAAACGAAAUACAAGUCCUAGAAAUCGGUAAUAAAAACAGAAAAUCUCAAAA